This is a messenger RNA of Linum trigynum, 1413 nucleotides long. The record is from the annotation of a GenBank genome assembly. Lineage: Eukaryota; Viridiplantae; Streptophyta; Magnoliopsida; Malpighiales; Linaceae.
AUGGACCACCAUCCACCUCCCGGCGACGAGAAACCACCGCCACCACCCUCCGCCGCCGUCCUCGCCGCCCUCAUCGACGACAACAUAGACGCCAUCUCCUUCACAUCCACCACCCCAACUCACCCCCCGGACAGCACCAGCAGCAGCAGCACCGCCACACCGAGCCACGCGUCCUGGUCCUCGGCCUCCUCCCGGCCCCACCGCCCGCCGCCCUGCGACGUGUGCUGGCGGCGGAUGGUGGAGUACUCCUCCGCCAUGACGCUGUCGGAGCUGCGGUUCGUCCACCGGCUGGGGAGCGGGGACAUCGGGUGCGUGUACCUGGUUGAGGUGAAGGGCGGCGACGGCUGCCUGUUCGCCGCCAAGGUGAUGGACAUGAAGGAGAUGGCCAGUCGCAACAAGGAGUCACGCGCCAGGGUCGAGAGGGAGAUUCUGGAGGUGCUUGACCAUCCUUUUUUGCCGGCGCUUUACGCUACCGUUGAGUCGCCGACGUGGUCGUGUUUGUUGACCGAGUUCUGCCCAGGCGGUGAUCUCCACUCGCUGCGUCAGGACCAGCCGGAGCGUCGCUUCAACGAAUUUGCCGUCCGAUUUUACGCGUCGGAAGUGGUGGCGGCGUUCGAGUACCUCCACAUGAUGGGAAUAAUCUACCGCGACCUGAAGCCGGAGAACGUCCUCGUCCGCUCCGACGGCCACAUCAUGCUCACCGACUUCGACCUCUCCCUGAAAGACGACGCAACCUCCACCGCCGCACAGAUCGUCUGCUCCCUCCCCACUCCUCCCUCUCCACAUCCCUCCAACGUCAAGGAAUAUUCCUCCUCCGCCACGUCAUCAUCGGGCUGCACCAUCCCCAACUGCAUCUCCCACGCCGCCACCGCCGCCUCCUGCUUCCACGCCAACCGGAAUCCGAAAAAGAAGAAGAACAAGAACAAUUACUUCCGGGCCGGCCACCACGGCGCGCCGGAGAUCGUGGCGGAGCCGGUGGACGUGCGCUCGAUGUCGUUCGUGGGGACGCACGAGUACCUGGCCCCCGAGGUCGUUGCCGGGGACGGGCACGGGAGCGAGGUGGACUGGUGGACGCUGGGGAUCUUCGUGUACGAGAUGUUCUACGGGGUGACGCCGUUUAAAGGGUGCGACCACGAGUCCACGCUGGCGAGCGUGGUGGCGCGUGCGCUGGAGUUUCCGAGAGAGCCGGCGGUUCCCGGGCCGGCGAAGGAUCUGAUUGCUCAUCUGCUGAUCAAGGAUCCGGCGCGGCGGCUGGGGUCGACGCUGGGCGCGAUGGCGAUCAAGCACCAUCCGUUUUUCGACGGGGUGAAUUGGGCGCUGUUGAGGUGUAGGAAGCCGCCGUUUGUUCCCCGGCCGUUUGAUUGGCGGAAGCUGGUCAACGUUGAUGCGGAUAAGCCCGUUGAAUAUUAUUAG